AUGCAACCCGAGGUCCUCCUCCGGCAACCCGGCGUCCCCUUGACGCGUCCCGGGGUCCCUCGGGUGCAACUCGAGGUCCCCCUGACGCGCCCCGGCUCCCUCCUGACGCGCCUUGGCGUCCUCCUGCUAACCGAGCAGGACCGGGUGUUCGGUUCUCUGAGGAGGAACCGUUCCCUAUUGGAUAAUCAAUCAAAGACAUUAGCUUUGGACCCAACUGAAAGCUUAUUUCCAUCAUCUAACAAAAAGAACAUUUGCCAGAGCAGUGAGAAAAAUGAAGAAGACGUGCAUUGCUCGCAACAAGGUUAUUUCAUUUCAAGCCCACUCAAGACAGUGAAAGAAAACGGACAAUUGUCCUCUGCCGGUCAGAUAUCACCAUUUAAGUCAGCUGUGUCGUCCGGAUCCUUUUACAACAAAGAUAAGUGGUACCUCAACCCACUAGAGAGAAAGCUGUUGAGAGAGUUUGUAACGUCUCUAAAUAAGAAAGAUGAAUCUUUACCCAAUUUGACAGAAAAAGUACAGAGAAAAGCAGCCUGCUCCAAGAAAAGGAACAAAAAAACACAGAAGAGUUUAACUGCUAAAUAUCAACCACAUUAUAAAUGCAUGAAGCCUGUAUCAAAGAACUCAAAAAAUCCCAAGCCAAAUCGAGUGGCCUAUAAGCGGCUGGUGGAGGAAGAAAAUUGUUACUCAGUUGGAAGCAGUCUGAGUGCUCCUCCUCGAGUUCUAAGUCAAAAGGUCAAGCCACAAGUCACACUCCAGGGUGGGGCUGCAUUUUUUGUUAAAAGAAAAAAAUCCUCCCAUAGCAAUUUGCCCUUGGAAAAUAAAACCGAACUUACCCCAAAUAAGUCAAAAAUGAUUGGAGAUUCUGAUGUAAGGACUGUCAGUGAGAGAAAAUUUGGGUGCUUGAAGGAACUGAACAUGGAGCUGCUGGAUGCAAAAAAUGAAAAUAAAGAGACAGUAAUAAAGGUAACAAGUGGGCUACUACCUUCAAAGGAAUGUAAAUCUGAUGAAAAGUGUUUUUCUUCAGAAGAUUCUGUCAGUAAGAAUAAACCAGUUUCUUCUGAGCCCACUGUCUACCCGAUCUUCGGCAUGUCCUCAACCCAUCCAAAAAGACCAAUAGUUGAAGAACAAUCUGUGGGAUCCAUAUCUACUAACAUCUUGAAACAGAUCAGUACCCAGAAAAGUACUAAUAACAAAGAUACGAAUAAAGAAGUGAAGGACCAGCUCAUAAUUGACGCGGGCCAGAAACAUUUUGGGACCACCGUGUGUAAGGCUUGUGGCAUGAUCUAUACAGCGUCCAAUCCCGAAGACGAGCUGCAGCAUGCUCAGUACCACCACAGGUUCCUGGAUGGAGUCAAGUUUACAGGCUGGAAGAAGGAACGCGUUGUGGCUGAGUUUUGGGACGGGAAGAUAAUUCUGGUGCUCCCACGUGACCCAAGUUAUGCCCUUAGAAAGGUAGAAGAUGUUCAAGAACUUGUUGAUAGUGAACUGGGCUUCCAUCAAGUUGUUCCCAAACAACCAAACAAAACCAAAACCCUCCUCUACGUCUCGGAUGAGAAGAAAGUGGUCGGGUGUUUGAUCGCGGAGCCCAUCACACAGGCCUUCCGUGUCCUGUCUGAACCCACGAGCCCAGGCUCUCAAGACUGUCAGAGGGCUUGGCAGUGUUCUGAUGUACCAGAACCGGCAGUCUGUGGCAUAAGUAGAAUUUGGGUCUUCAGACUGCAAAGAAGAAAGCGCAUUGCAAGGCGGCUGGUAGAUACUCUCAGGAAUUGUUUCACGUUCGGCUGUUUUCUCAGCACUAAUGAAAUAGCAUUUUCUGACCCGACACAAGAUGGGAAAUUAUUUGCAACCAAGUACUGCAACACCCCUAAUUUCCUUGUGUAUAAUUUUAAUAAUUAAAGCAAUUUCCACUGGUGGA
Messenger RNA from Sorex fumeus (smoky shrew), 1915 nucleotides. RefSeq names its product establishment of sister chromatid cohesion N-acetyltransferase 2 (gene ESCO2). The coding region runs from base 1 to 1896 and encodes 631 amino acids. Lineage: Eukaryota; Metazoa; Chordata; Mammalia; Eulipotyphla; Soricidae. The record is from RefSeq and is a predicted model, not a curated record. The transcript is spliced from 10 exons. Gene Ontology annotation, cellular component: chromatin; nucleus. Gene Ontology annotation, molecular function: protein-lysine-acetyltransferase activity. Gene Ontology annotation, biological process: mitotic sister chromatid cohesion.